CCAAAAAUGUUUACAUAAUCGUUCUAGAAAUUUACAACAAAUACUUGUGUAGCCAUAUAGCCAUGUAGUAAAAGAAAUGGAAGAUAAUGACCAGCGAACAGCCGGCGCUGAUAAUUCAUAAUUGAAUUGGCACAACACAACCACGUUUCCUUCCUUCCUAAAUCCUAAUUCAUCAAAAUUCCACAAUCAUCAUCAUCAUAAAUAUAAAACUCCACUCUCAAAUCUCAAUUUUGAUUCGCAAUCAAACUCAAUCAAUCGAACAUCAAAUUCAUCUCCCUCUUCCAGAAUUUCAGAAGAAAAAUCAUGAAGAAAGAUGAAGAAACAGUACUUGGAAUUCCAUAUACAGGAGGAAAUCCACCACCAGUAAUGGCGUAUCAACCACAACCUCCUGCGCAACCUCAACCUCAAUAUUUCUAUGUCGGAGAAAAUCCUUAUCAAAGAGGAACUCUUCCUCCUAACGCCAUUUUUGACGAUCCUAAAGGUGUACCUAUUCAUCAGACUUUUUACAGAGAUACUCCUGCUCCUUUUACCUGCGUUUUCUGCGCUCAUUCUUCAAUUACCUCCGUCAAGUCUAAACCUAGUCUUGCGGCAGUUAUUGGUUGCAUGAUACCGAUGAUGUUAGGAUUUUGCUUCCUUUGCCCUUCUAUGGAUUGUCUCUGGCAUAAGUAUCACUACUGUCCCAGAUGUGGAGAAAAGGUUGCUGACUUCGAGAAAUCAGAUCCCUGCGCUGUGAUGGAUCCUCCAUUCUGGGUAGAGAGGAGUUUUGCAUUAACCAGCUGAACCUGAUAUGCGGAAUGGUUAGUUUGUCUGCUGUUAUGCCUUGUUUCUCACUCCUCUUGCACUAGUCUAUGUCAUCUAUGAUCUAUAGGAUGCUCAAAUUAAUACAUGAGUGAGUUUGAGGUUUGUGAAUAACUAAAGAUGUCAUCUGUUGUGCAUUGUAAUUGUACUAGUGUUACCUUUUUUUAGUGUAUACAAAGUGGUCUUGUUAUGAAGGAUCUUACUUAUUCCAGUGAUGAUUUUUGAACA
Beta vulgaris subsp. vulgaris (sugar beet) is the source of this 1026-nucleotide messenger RNA. RefSeq lists its product as hypothetical. Gene Ontology annotation, molecular function: zinc ion binding. The coding region runs from base 304 to 780 and encodes 158 amino acids. The transcript is spliced from 3 exons. NCBI's taxonomy places the organism in Eukaryota, Viridiplantae, Streptophyta, Magnoliopsida, Caryophyllales, Amaranthaceae. The record is from RefSeq and is a predicted model, not a curated record.